UAUCUAGUUCCAACAAAAUUUAUAACAGUAGAACUCUGGAAACCAAGUGUUAAAGACAGAUUAGGACUGAGUUUCAUGCAUAAAACGAACGGAAGAGGAGUGUUCAUCACAUAUGUGCAUCCUGGUAGUAUAGCAGCUCAACAAGGUCGAAGUGUUAUGCAGGGAGAUCAAAUUUUGGAAAUCAAUGGACAAAAUGUGGCAGAAUGUAACCAAAAAGAAGUUGCUCAAAUGUUACAGAACAUGGAUGCCGCAAUUGUAUUACUUUUGGGACGUGUGCCAAGACAAACUGCGGUUAUUCAGGAAUGGGCGCGAAGAAAGGCUCAGUAUUCAUCACGCACGCGCACAUCUACUUGGUCAGCUUACACCGGGAAUACGAAAGAAAAACUUCAAAUUCAACGACCAAGCCUACCUGCAACUAAAGACAGUUGUGCAAUAGAAUUUUCAACGCCUCCUACCAAUACAAUUGACAUUCUUCGUGGUGAGUAUAGCGCCAUCUCGUCCCGAGAAAACAGUCCAAACUCCAGUGUUCAUCGUUAUAGACUGAGUAUCGUCGGCGAAAAUAAAUAUAUUGCCGUUACCGAUAAUCAAAACGACGAUGAAGACUACAGUAACCAAGACGUUGAUGAUUUCAAAACGAAUGAUUCCAAGAGUCCACUGUUACCUAGCAUUCACGUAACAAGCUUCUAGGGGCAUGAAAUAUUUCUUAGUCUCCAAAAUAGUCGACAUUGUAUGAAGAUAAAAUCCGUCCAAUCAAGUGCUGGAUUAAAUAUAUUGAUGGCUAAGACCAACACAAUGAAAAUGUAGAAUUUCAAUAUCCCGAUAAAAGAUUUGAAAAUCAGGUAUUAGACGUCAAAAAUUAGUAUAUUUGACUAUAGCACAAGUGUCGCUAAAUAAUUAAUAUUCGAAAUCAACAAAUAGUAACCCUUUUCAAAAUUUUGUUAAUUAAAUCCAAGUUUCGGCAGCUCAACAACUUGACAGCGGUAACUGGUUGUCGUGACACCUUGUUGAAAAUGGAAAACCUACAUAAAGUAAAAACAUGUGUCUUAAUAUGUACUCAGCUGUUUGUUAUAUAACCAUGUAUGUAUAUAAUGUCACAUAAUUAUAAGUAAACUGCUUUUCUCCGUCUUUUCGAGACGAGACAAUUUCCUUUUUGUUUAAUAAACGGAACAACGUAUCUACAGCCUUUCUGAUCCGGAGGGGUAUCACCGUUAUUUUCAUUCUCUAGGUGAAAUUAAUCCAACUUGCGUGAUAUGUGGUACAAAAUUUCUGAAUAGUGUCUACUAAAAUUCGAUUCAGUAUUUACGUAAUUUUCUAGGUUGUGAAAUGACCGAAAAUUUGUUGAGGAACUGUUUUGAAAAACAAAAACAAUUCCUUUCGUCUUGGACUUUAUAUUUUUCCAUAUUGUAUAUCAUAUCAUUCUCAACCUUAUUUGAUAAACAUCAGUAUUCAUCUUUUGAUACUUUAUUUUGCCGAUUCAAGCUGUCGAAUUCUCGCUGUAAAUCACACACACAAGAUACGACUGAGAGUUAAUUACAAGUGAAAAAUAACCUCAUCUUUCUUCCAAUAUGACGACACUGUUUAUUUUGUCAAGUACGGAAUAGUGUAAUAUUUUGUCCACAAAAUAUUUGGUCGAGAUUAAUUUACAUCUAAUAAUUAUAAUUUGUUUCAAAUAAAU
Limulus polyphemus (Atlantic horseshoe crab) is the source of this 1675-nucleotide messenger RNA. Its product is annotated as multiple PDZ domain protein-like. Gene Ontology annotation, molecular function: protein binding. NCBI's taxonomy places the organism in Eukaryota, Metazoa, Arthropoda, Merostomata, Xiphosura, Limulidae. The transcript is spliced from 5 exons. The annotation marks the transcript as partial. The record is from RefSeq and is a predicted model, not a curated record.